AUGUCAAGCCAGGUCAUAGCAGCAGCGCGCCAAGUUGUUCGUGAGCUACACGGCGUCGUGGUGAGCGCCGGCCUCAUGCAAAAGACUGUCAAAGUGCGCGUGGGCGGUCAGCAAUGGAAGCAGGCGGUUCAAAAGAUGUUCACAAGGCCCAAGGACUACCUUGUCCAUGACCCAAACUCCUCCCUCCGCACAGGCGACGUUGUUUCAAUUGUUCCCGGAUGGAGGACAUCUCCCUUGAAGCGCCACGUUGUCAAGAGCAUCAUUGCACCUCAUGGCAUACCCAUCUCAGAGCGGCCACCGAUCCCGUCAGAGGAAGAGAGGAUCUCAGCCAAGAUACAGAAGAGAGAGGCAAAGGUUGCCAGACGAACUACAAGGAAACAGGAGGGCUCCUCCCUGACAGAGGUCCCCGUUCAAGUUUGA
Molecule: messenger RNA, 420 nt
Organism: Colletotrichum higginsianum IMI 349063
Lineage: Eukaryota; Fungi; Ascomycota; Sordariomycetes; Glomerellales; Glomerellaceae
Product: Ribosomal protein S17
Exons: 2
Coding region: 1-420 (139 amino acids)
Biological process (GO): translation
Cellular component (GO): ribosome; mitochondrion
Molecular function (GO): structural constituent of ribosome
Source: RefSeq, a predicted model, not a curated record